AGAGCCGCUCCUUGUGUUUCCUUCCUCCAUGUCUCCCAUGCGCGAUCCAGCCUUUAUACAUAGAGAUCAGUGGAUCUUGCCAUCUUAGCUGCUGUAUUAGCUCGUAUUAGCUUUUGUACAGUGGCUUUUUGUAUGAGCCAAGCCGAGACCGUCAUCCGUCAUGUCCAUGGUCAUGUCUGAGGAGGCAAAAGAGGAGAAUGUGCAGGAAUACAAAAUUGACGGAGAGUCGGAGCUGCGAUUUGAAGUCGAGGGGGGGAAGGAAAAAGUAACUGUUGAGUUAAAAUCAGGUUUGGCAGAAAUUUUUGGUGCAGAGCUAGUCAAGAACAGAAAGUUCACAUUUGGUGCUGGAGCAAAGGUAGCUGUAUUCACAUGGCAUGGUUGCACUUUGGAAUUGUGUGGCAAGACUGAAGUGGCCUAUGUAGCGAAAGAAACACCCAUGAUCUUCUACGCAAACAUUCAUGCCGUCUUGGAGCAGAUGAGGCAGAAAUCUGAAGAGGAUGAUACCAAAGGGCCAACGGUCAUGGUGGUCGGUCCAACAGAUGUAGGCAAAACCAGCCUAUGCAGAAUUCUCCUAAACUAUGCAGUGAGACAGGGCCGUCGACCCAUUUUUGUUGAUUUGGACGUUGGACAGGGUCAUAUAUCAAUACCAGGGACAAUAGGGGCACUCUUGGUGGAACGUCCUGCAGACAUUGAAGAAGGAUUUUCUCAGCAGGCUCCUCUGGUGUACCAUUUUGGCCACAACUAUCCAGGUGCCAAUGCGACUCUCUACAAUGUCCUUGUCUCACGAAUGGCUGAAGUGAUUAACAUGCGUGCUGAAAGGAACAAGAAAGUCAGUGCUGGUGGUAUCAUCAUCAAUACCUGUGGUUGGGUCAAAGGCUUCGGAUACAAGGCAAUAACGCAUGCAGCCUUAGCAUUUGAAGUGGAUGUGGUUCUGGUACUGGACCAGGAGAGGCUCUACAAUGAGCUGGUCCGUGACAUGCCCAGCUUUGUCAAAGUCGUCUUCACACCAAAGUCUGGAGGGGUUGUUGAAAGGAGCAAGUCGAUGCGGUCAGAAAGUAGAGAUGCAAGGGUUAGAGAGUAUUUUUAUGGCUUGAGGAAUCCCCUGUACCCGCACUCCUUUGACGUCAAGAUAAGUGACAUCAAGCUGUACAAGAUUGGAGCACCAUCGCUACCAGACUCUUGCAUGCCUCUUGGGAUGAAGGCCGAAGACAACCACACCAAGAUUGUGCCCGUUCAAGUUGGACCUAACGUACUACAUCACAUCAUGAGUGUCAGUUUUGCUGCAAGCAGUGAAGAGGACAUCCUUCAAACAAACGUUGCAGGAUUCAUCUGUGUUACCGACGUGGACGUGGAACGACAGACCAUCACAGUGCUGUCCCCACAGCCCAGGCCUCUUCCCAAGGCUGUGCUGCUCAUGAGUGAAAUACAGUUUAUGGAUUCCCACUGACUCAUUUGUAAAUAAACAUCCUUUAGCAUCUU
Ornithodoros turicata is the source of this 1479-nucleotide messenger RNA. It is a transcript of the gene cbc, whose product is annotated as protein CLP1 homolog. NCBI's taxonomy places the organism in Eukaryota, Metazoa, Arthropoda, Arachnida, Ixodida, Argasidae. Gene Ontology annotation, molecular function: polynucleotide 5'-hydroxyl-kinase activity. Gene Ontology annotation, biological process: tRNA splicing, via endonucleolytic cleavage and ligation. The transcript has 13 exons. Gene Ontology annotation, cellular component: mRNA cleavage factor complex; nucleus. The record is from RefSeq and is a predicted model, not a curated record. The coding region runs from base 161 to 1447 and encodes 428 amino acids.